Molecule: messenger RNA, 2184 nt
Organism: Rhizoctonia solani
Lineage: Eukaryota; Fungi; Basidiomycota; Agaricomycetes; Cantharellales; Ceratobasidiaceae
Product: ATP-dependent protease La (LON) substrate-binding domain
Exons: 7
Coding region: 1-2184 (727 amino acids)
Source: RefSeq, a predicted model, not a curated record
AUGGCCGGAAGCGACGAGGAGGAACACGAGCGAGGAGAGAGGGGGAAGGGGAGGGCGAGAGAGGCUCCACCCAGGAAUGGAACUCCACCCGUAACUGGGGAUGAUACUAGGGACCAUGGAACCUCAUGUGAACAGAACAAGAGUGAGGAGACUCCGAAACCUGACAACUCACAGACGAACACUCGAUCGAUGGCCGUCCCGCCAAAAACUGCGCGAGUCUGCCCAUCGGACGCCCCUAGGGAGACUCAUAUGGGAGCCACCUCUCCACCCGCACCACCUGCUCCUUCUCUGCCAUCAUCCACUAUCAUGCCACACUCUCCCGACCAUUCCCAUUUACCUCUACCCCCGAGCACACCGCCCCCCACAGCACCGACGCCCAUGCCCACGACAACCACGGCACCAGCAACGAUGCCGACACCCACUCCGACACCGCCACGCCCAUCGGCCCUGCUACCUCUGCUGCGAUGUGCGCUCUGUCGCCUGCUUGUGGAAGCGCCGACCACACUCAACUGCGGACACACACUAUGCUCGAAACACAUGACACCGGAAAGGGAGGAACAGCCGGGCCCGAGUAUGUCAGCACAGAGACCGUGUCCAGUGGAAGGAUGCAGACCCCGACAGCCCAACCGAGUGCGAGUACUAGGCCGUCCGAGUGAACUCGACUCACAUCCAGGAGUCACCUUUACGCCCGCCCAUUCUGCUCUAUCCGACUCUCCCUCUCCCCUCAGGGGCCGUGUCGUCAAGCUCGACGUUACUGUUUCAAAGCUGCUCGAGGUCAUCACCAAUGCUGCACGCCAGUCCACUGCCACUGCCCCUGCCCCUGCUCCUACUUCUGACAGACACAGACACAGACACCACUCAACCACUCCCGAUGACGAGUCUACCGCUCCGAUCGACCCUCGCCCUCAAACUGUACACCCUCGAUCCUCACCUCCCGAUCCCUCUCCCGAUGACUCGGACUCGGAUUCCUCAUCUCAGUCCCCACCCCGUCCUCGUAAGAAACUCCGUACCCAUCCGCCUGCACAUACUUCCACUGGUAUACCAGAUCCACCCUCUACUCCCUCCUUUGAAAAGGAGUUGCUCAACGAGCUCACUUGCGAGAUAUGUUUCAUGCUCCUCUGCAAUCCAAUCACCACCCCUUGCCAACAUACUUUCUGCAGCACCUGCCUCGAGCGUUCACUCGAUCACAGCACCAAAUGCCCUCUCUGUCGUCUCGAUCUUCCACCCAAUUCAUAUUUCUAUCAGCACGCACACAAUGAGGUCAUCACCCAGAUCAUCGCCAAGGCGUUCCCAACACUACUCGAGGAGCGUGUCGCAGCAACAGAGACCGAUGGCAGAGACUCACGCCUCGAUACCCCAAUCUUUGUCUGCCAGCUCUCUUACCCUGGCAUGCCCACCCUCUUGCAUUUCUUCGAACCCAGGUAUCGACUCAUGCUGCGCCGGUGCCUGGCUUCUGCGACUCCUCGCUUUGGCAUGGUUAUGCCCCGACAAAACGCCAAUAAUACAGAUGGGAACGAUUAUGGAACCAUGCUCGAAAUAAAAAAUGUACAAAUGCUCUCUGAUGGCCGCUCCAUGGUCGAGACUUACGGAACAUUUCGUUUUCGGAUAUUGGAGCGGGGCACUUUGGACGGGUACUUGGUCGGGCGCACUGAAAGGAUUGAUGACUACCCUCCCGAGGUCGAAGCUGAAAUCGAACGAAUCGCACUGAUGAACCCUAGCGAAGGCGAUAUCACUCUGCGGGGCAUUGAACGCUCCAACCAGGAACUCGUUAAUAUCUGUCGUAGGUUCCUCGACCAACUUCGCAACGGCACUGCCCCUUGGGUCGUCCAACGCCUCAACAACACGUAUGGGCCCAUGCCUGCCGAUGUUGCUAGCUUUGGUUUCUGGGUGGCGCUGGUGCUACCUAUUGAUGAACAAGAAAAGGCCAAACUAUUACCUAUUCGUUCUCCACGGAUGCGUCUCCGUCUAGUUGUUCACUGGAUCGAACAACUCAACAACAACUGGUGGUUUUCGUCAGGUCCGGAAGAUACGCCAUGGGAGGUCCGAGAGGUAGAACGAGAUCUCGUUGUUCUAAUGGGGACGAACCUGGGGCCCCCUGUAUACGAUGAGGAGAGCCCUGCGCGCUCCAGUGGUUUGUGUGCGGGAAGUUGUGCACGUUCGGAAUACCUUGCCGGUUGGUUGUAG